GUGCUGUGUGAGGAGCGAGUGACACGGUUGUCUCGCACGGACGGCAUAGCACGGACGACAUGCUGCGCAAAGGCGUGCUGGCCAUGUUGCCGGGGCCAACGAUGCGCCUCCCCAGCCUGACUCGACUCGGCAGUCAGCCUCCGCUCGCUUUGGUGACCCAGCGUCGCCAUGUUAAGGUGGACCUGACCCGCUUAAGCGAAUCCAACCUGGAGCGCAAAACUCGUGGCGCCAUCACCCCGCGGCGGGCUCAUAUCCACUUUCAGCAAGUGUUUACCAAGCUGUUUAUGGCAGGCGAGCUCCCAGAAGCAUGGCUGGAACACCUGCCGCCAGACUUGAGCCGCAGCAGCAUUCACAUCAAGUUUCUUCGUCAGGCCAGCAUGGCCACCUGGCGAACACUUCCAGACGAGGAAAAAGAGAAAUAUAUCCAAGCUUAUGAAGCAAGAAAGCAUAACGUCGAAGCUUACGUUCCACAAAAGCCCGGGCCCCCGCCACUGCUUACACGGCAUAUGGACUACUGGUGGUAUGAACAGGGAAAAAAGGAGGCCGCACAAAAGUUCAAGCUGUGCGUACCACCUUUGGACUCACAUCGCAAUGAGUGGCGGCGCAAGUUUGCUCUCUACUUUGUCGAGGCUCGCAAAGCCGUCAUGGGUGAGGAGAAAACCCCCUUUGCCUCUCAAACCCAGUCUACCAAGUAUGCCAGUGCCUCAACGGAAAAACUUGUGUAG
Molecule: messenger RNA, 725 nt
Organism: Monosiga brevicollis MX1
Lineage: Eukaryota; Choanoflagellata; Craspedida; Salpingoecidae
Exons: 8
Coding region: 60-725 (221 amino acids)
Source: RefSeq, a predicted model, not a curated record